Ceratitis capitata (Mediterranean fruit fly) is the source of this 3187-nucleotide messenger RNA. RefSeq names its product tudor domain-containing protein 3 (gene Tdrd3). Gene Ontology annotation, cellular component: cytoplasm; nucleus. Gene Ontology annotation, biological process: mRNA processing. The transcript has 5 exons. The record is from RefSeq and is a predicted model, not a curated record. NCBI's taxonomy places the organism in Eukaryota, Metazoa, Arthropoda, Insecta, Diptera, Tephritidae. Gene Ontology annotation, molecular function: protein binding; RNA binding. Bases 248 to 2845 code for a protein of 865 amino acids.
AGAUGAGCGUCAUUCAUAUUUGCAACCCCUUGUAAGUAAAUCUUAUUUGACCAUACUCUGCGACACCAGCGACAUCUCUUUUGCGCGUACACCUGGGGAUUGAAGAAUUUAUACCAAAUGUACAAAAAAAAAACGAGUUUCCAUACCUUUCGUACUCUGCUUAUGUCAAUUUUUCAAUUUUUUGACAUUCUCUUCAAUUGUUAAUAUGAGAAUACUCUAUCUUGGCGAGAUUUUCAACUUGUAAAAAAUGGAUUUAAGUAAAAAGUUAUCUGAGCAGGGCUGGCAUUUAACUGAUGAUGGCAUAAAAAAAAUUACUGCUGCAGCCUCCAAUGCAAGUGGGAUUGAUGUCAAUGAUGUGCGGAAAAUUAUACCAAUCAUUACGGACAUGGAUUUCCGUGAGAUAGCGGGGGGUGCUCUUCCAACUAAAAGAGAUGAUAAUAUUCCUGGUCGAAUUGUUCUACAGUUACAAAAGACAAGAAAUAUUUCAGCACCUAAAUCAAAUGAAGACUCAAAGGCUGCUCCGCGAUUCUUGCAAUUAGAAUUGACAGAUGGACAGACCACAAUCAAUGCUUUGGAAUUGGAAAACGUUUCGGUUUUAAAUAUGAAUUUACCACCGGGAACAAAAAUUUAUUUUCGCAGCGAGCGACUUCAAUUAAUGCAAGGUUUUUUAAUUUUACGGUCAUCUGAAAUACAAGUUUUAGGAGGGCGUGUUGAGCCGUUGGUUGAAAAAUGGGAAUUAGCUCGCACUAUGUUAAAAUAUGCCCGAAGUGGGCGCAGAAUGAGUGGAGCCAGUGGACCACCACCAUGGAUACCUUUUGGAACAAAAGUUGAGGCAUCUAUUUCAAAUGAUCGAAACUUUAAAAGUCUACAAGCAGCAGGUGCCGAUGGAAAAGAAACAAAGGAAAACGAAGAAUUCAAUGCUAUGCGUAGCGAAGCUAUUGCAGAAGCUAGCAAAGCGGGAGCGAAAAAGGUCUUUGGAGGGGGUGGUCAACAAAUGCUGGAUCACAACGUUAAAAAGAUAUUAGAGAAAGGUUUCAGCGAAGAAGAUGCCAAACAAGCUUUACGCACUACAAAUAAUAAUCUGGAGCGAGCACUAUACAAUCUAAAACGUCGUGGUGAAAUGAGACGAUCAGAAGAUAUCACAAAUGCUAAAAACAAUCCAGCUAGCUCUUUUAUGUCAGCAAAAACUGGUCGAGGUGGGCCAAUGCGAGAAAUAAGUACGGGGAAACGUGGCGUACCAGCCGCAAAGGAAGAAGCUCUAGCUGCAAAACCCGCUGGCAACGUUUCUUUGUUUGACUUUUUAACCGAUAAAUUGCCAGUGGAUGCAGUAUCGAAUGUUAACUCUAAUAUUAAUAAAGACACUGCUAUUGCAACACCUACGCCGAAUAUUACUUCUAAUACAUUAAAAUUAAAAAAGAGUGAUAAAAUCAAGAAAGAAGUUAAUAAAAACAUAAAAGUUGAAAAUACAACACCCACUGAAAGCAUCACCGACUCUAAUGCUAACUCUAAUCGCCCAAGAUUUGAAAACACUAUGUCAAGCAGCUUUGCGGCGAACCGAUCAUUUGGGUCUCAAACCAAUGGACCACUAAGAAGUGAGAGAGGCGGUGCCAGUAGUCGCGGUGGACGCACUAGUAAUGAACGCGGCAGAAGUUCAGUUUCAUUUAAUCCAUUUAGAGAUAACGAUCGUGCCGGUCACUCUCUAAGUGGUAAUCAAAAUCAAGCUCGUAAUAACCGCGGAUCCUAUGAACGUGGAAAGAACACAAAUUCAUUGGGCGGAGAUUUACAUGACGGUGGAAACAGUAGUUAUGCAGGCAAGCGUUCAAAUGAAAGGCAACAACAGCCAAGGAAUCACGGCGCCGAUGAGCGUGGAGUUGGACAGAAUGAAGGUAGACAGCGUUAUAAUAAUAAGCGGGAAGGCAGUAGCCAACUUCAAAAUAGCAGUAGCGUAUCAACUAAAAACGGUACACCACAAAACUCGAACGCCAACGUCUCUACUCAAAUGAAUAAAUUAAUUGAAGACACUUCCAAGUUGAAGAUUGCAGACUCCAAACGUAGCCCCAGAGCAGGCAGAAGUACAAGUGGAGAAAGCCGCUCCAACACGCAAUAUUCUCAAAAUUAUGACCCUAAUCAAGUUCAAAACGCUUCACAAUUGAACAACGGAUAUUCUUACGAUACAAGUAAGAUAAUCGGUUUUCAAAAUAAGGAAACGAAUGAAUUUGCUAUGACUUUGCUAAAGAGUCAGGGAUUAGGUUCUUCAACAUCAAAGCUUGGUACACAACCGCAACAACAAUCACCAUCUCCAAAAGUAAAUAGUCAAAGCAAGCAAGUGAAUGAUAACUAUAUGUCAUCAGUGUUACCGCACACACGAAAUGCACAAAUGAGUGGCUAUGCUUCACAUCCAAGUGACUACUCUACAUCCAACCCGAAUGUACCCACCGUCGUACCAGUUCCGAGUCAUUUUGGUAUGGUGCAAGGUGAUGGUUGGCAUUGGAAAGUUGGAGAUCUCUGUUUUGCUAAAUAUUGGGAUGACGGUCGGUAUUACGAGGCUGAGGUUACAGCUGUGUCAGACAAAACUUGUGUGGUGUUCUACCUUGGAUAUGGAAAUCACGAGGAAGUUUUAAAAUCAGAUUGUCUGCCAAUAACCGACGGUAAUCAUUGUCCUGUAAACAACUACAAUGCUGCCAUGCCAUAUUCACAGCCACAACAAGGAAAAUCAAAUAUGGUUGGACCAAUGCUUCCACCUCAACAGUUGCAACAGAGUGCAUAUCAGCGAGGAGGAGGUGGAGCGCAGCGUUUCCGGGGUGAAAGACAAAUGUAUGUCCCACCACAUAAAAGAGAAAAUUGACAGCAUAUUCAUUAUCAAGCCGCAAGAGCAAAAGUUCUACAGUCGCAGCAAAAUCAACUUUGGUAAUUGAUAUCAUCUUGAAAAAAGAAAUAAAAUUCAUUAUUAUAAUGUAACGCUAGUUCUUUUGGAAAGUUCUUUAAUAAUAUGUAUAUGUAGCGUUUCAACUUUAAAUUUCGGAGUAAAACUUGACUAAUACCAAAAGUACAUGUUUGGCUUAAGAUAUUAUGGAAUUCUAACCUUUAUGCAUGUAUGAAUGUAAAUAAAAGCGCACCCUUUUGAACCAAAUUAUUAAGUAUUAUACUAGAAUAAUUGAUGUUCGUAAAUAAAGUUUUGUGGCGAAAA